AUGGAUGAAACCAAUAACUCUUGUAAGGAUUGCCAAGGUGUUGAGGAGUUGCAUAAAGACGUCGAGCAUUUGAGGCAACACUUGGCUGAAAAGGAUGCUCAUUUUGUAGCUCUCGAGACUGAGUACUUUAAGUGUAAUGCAAGGGCAACUGACCUAGAAGACCAGGUUAAUACUUGGAGGGAAAAAUAUGAGAGAUUGUAUGAUUCCCACAAGAGAGUUCAAAAACUAAAUCAAGUAUUAGAAGACAAGUUGCUACAAUUGGUAGAUAAGAUGAAGAGUGAGAAAAGUCAGUUAACAAAGGACAUUGCCACUCUGUCUGUCAGACUGGCAGAAUCAAAGCAUAAUUAUAGCAUGCUUCAGAAGGAAAAUGAAAGAUACAAAAAUGAUAUGAACUUGGCAAUACAAUUGCUUCAGUGCAAGCCAGACAAUUUUGUUUCCCAAAAACUGGAUAAUCUUCCUGUAGAUACACAAGCUCGAGUUUCUCAAUAUGUUAUGUCUAAAACACCAAAGACUGCCAGUUCUGCAGCCUCUAAGACUGGGAAUGAAAUAGAUACAUUUGAUGCUAGUGAAUAUGAAUUCAAUAUAUCCGCUUCACUUAUGACUAAAAUUCUUGAGGAUAGUAUUCAAGAUACUGUCACAAAGCACUGUGACACAUGCACUUGCUCAAAGUCUCAGAGCAAACCAUUUUGCUACAAUGAAAGCUUUUAUAGUAUUGCCACACAAACACAUCUGAGUGGUGAAAUGAAAAAUUCUCUAUGUCUCAAUUGUAAUGCGGAAAUCAAAUCUCUUCAAUCUGGCCUAAGUGUCAGAAGCAUUUCUCCUCAUGGUGUUAGAGUUAUCAAUGAAAAACUAAACAACCACAGCCCCACACCAAUGUUUAUUGUGCCACAAAUCAUAGAACAGAAUGAAAUUAAUGUGCCAUCUAUUGAAGUUAUUAAAACAAUUGUUCCUGAAGUAAUGGUUGAGGAAAAACCAAAGAUAGAAGUUAUAAACCGAGAGUGUAUUCCCAAAAUGGAAGAUAUGAGAAAAGACACAGUUAAUGUUGAACCAACAGUUCAUCAUAAAUUGUGUGACCGCACAAAGACCUCUAUUUCAAGCAAUAAGGACAGUAUUCAAAGUGCCACUGAGGAUCUAUUACUCAAAGACAUUCCAAAUGCUAAAGAAAUUAAAACAAAACAUUCCAGCCCAUUCAUAGAAACUGGAAAUUUCAGGAAGAACUCUCAAAGUUCAAUGGGAAACGGAAGUCGAACAUCUUCGAUAGCUAAAUCGACAGUCAGCACUCAUAAAUCUGCUAACCAAGUGGGGCCAGGGCCUAGAUUUUGCCACUUAAGGAUGCAGGCCGGAUCAAAAAACAUUUUAUUAGACAAUGCCGAACCAGACGUUCCCCCCGUGUUAUAUAGGAGGCAGAGCAAAAACGAAAAUUCAAUAUUCAAAGAUCUUCAUGAUGGGAUGGAUAAUUUUAUAGACCUAGAUAGAACCGAUGAUGACAUGAAAAUAAAUAAAAAUGAAAGUGUCGUAAUUGAGACGACACUUAUAGAUGUUCAUGUCGAUAAUAAUAUGAAAGACUCCAAUUCUAGUAACAAGAGUAAUUCAAUCAAUCCGAUCUUAUUAAAUGUCGUAUCCUCAUCGCCAUUGCAGCCGUUGAAAACGCAUAACUUUACUCCAAAUAUUGAACAUGUCAACAAUGAACAAAGUAUUGCCAGCCAACAAAAUUCUUGUGAAGUCGAUAACCUGUUAAGUGAUUUCAGUGUAGAAAACGCCAAUUCCCAAAAAGAAGUGAUAAUUGAAGUCGAGGAUAGUAAUAAGAAAGAUGUAACACCAACUGAUAAUCACGACGUAAAAAUAUUUAACUUUGACCGCUACGAACAGAACAAAGUGACCGCUCAAUACAACAAGCCAAUGAAGAAAAUCGAUAUGUCGCAACUGCAUUCUCUUGAAAACACCAAGAUCUCAAAGGACCUGCCGCCUCAAGGGCUGUUACCCACCGUACAGAAAAAGGCCGAAGCGGUAAAGGUGGCGCCGAACAUCGUCAACGUCUAUCCGAAUUUGACCCAAACACAUCUCAAAGUUAACGAAACUACGAAAAUUUUUACAAACGAACAGAGCACUAGUUCAAUGUCUAGCGACGAUAGCGCUGCGAUACUGCAAAAACAACAGUUGUUGCGUGUCGCGGAAUGGGUCGAAAAGAACUUGGAGCAACAGAACCUGAACGAUCCAUUGGAAGACGAGUGCUUUGCGAGUCGGGCGUUGAGGAGCAACAACAAAAUCCACAGACUGACCGAAACCCUGAACGAGCUGGCUCUCAACAUGCCACACCCGGUCAGCAAAUACUCCAAGUCGUACAGAGACGCCCGCAACAGUUGGAUCCACAACAUAGCGACGCACGCGAGCCAAGACAAGGCAGCGAAACAUACGGCAAACGCAAAGCUAGUGAACAAUGUCGGCAAAGAGACAAUAUUCCCGGUCGAGAGCGGAGAAGCCACGGUCACGGAGAUCAAUAACGCUAAAAGUCCUUCGAGCAGCGACUUCGAUGCGAACAAAGAGCUGCGGGAGGCGAACAAAGAGUUAAGGGAGGCGCUCAAGGGAGCCGACAAGGAUAUAUCGCCGGAGGACUUGGCGCGUAUGGAAUACAACGUGAAGAAAUUUCUGCUAAGCGGACCCUAUUGGAACCCGAACGAACCCGGUAGAAGCCGACGCACAAGUAGCAAAACUGAGACUGAUGUAUAA
Messenger RNA from Pieris macdunnoughi, 2727 nucleotides. The record is from the annotation of a GenBank genome assembly. NCBI's taxonomy places the organism in Eukaryota, Metazoa, Arthropoda, Insecta, Lepidoptera, Pieridae.